CCCGGAGAAAAGUAGGUUCCCUGUUCUUGAGGCUCCCGAGGCUGCAUGCGCAGUAGCACAAGAAUGAACUCGCUCGCAAUACUUAUCUUGUGCUGACAUCUUAUGUGUUAUCGUAUCAAGUUAAAACAAACACCCACCAUGGGGGAGGAAAUGAGCCUACAAAUUUUUAUGGAGACUUUACGGAUUAUAUGCGCAAAGUGCAACACCAGGCUCGCAAGCAACACAACUAUUACAGAAGACUCCACGGCGUUCCUGACCUGAAAGAGAGCGAAGAGUUGAACAGGUAUGCUCAAGCGUGGGCUGAACGGUUAGCCAAGACGGGACAGUUCAAGCAUAGGAGUAAGUCGCCUUACGGUGAGAACAUCUAUAUGAGCUACAAUAGCAACCCUAACUUCAAGCUUAACGGAAAGGCUCCCGUUGAUUCAUGGUACAGCGAGAUCCAGUACCACAACUAUAACAACAACAAUUUCAAUCCAAAAACAGGGCACUUCACACAAGUCAUCUGGAGAGGCAGCCGCUGGCUAGGCACUGGCGUCGCGAAGUCACCAGACGGCAAAAUAUUUGUCGUGUCCAAUUACAAGCCGCGUGGAAACAUGAUGGGUCACUUUAGGGAAAACGUUCCGAGGCCCUCAUCUGGUGGAGGAACGCAACAACGAAAACUUGGCUAAAUGAAAUUGCAAAGACGUCAAAUGUAGCAAAGGGAGACGUCACUGAAGGACCGUGGUUUUGGUAAUAAUGAUUCGAACAUGUAAAUUAGCAUUUGCUGUAAAUGUGUCUACUGUUUGGAUGAAA
Molecule: messenger RNA, 792 nt
Organism: Rhipicephalus sanguineus (brown dog tick)
Lineage: Eukaryota; Metazoa; Arthropoda; Arachnida; Ixodida; Ixodidae
Product: Golgi-associated plant pathogenesis-related protein 1
Exons: 4
Coding region: 189-668 (159 amino acids)
Cellular component (GO): extracellular region
Source: RefSeq, a predicted model, not a curated record